UGAAACAUGGGAAAGAGUUUCUACAUCACUAAAACUGUUGGGACAGUAGGAAUUGUGUUAGCUGCUGGAGCACUAGCUACAAUCAUCACACUCUCAGUGGUCUACUCCCAAGAGAAGUUCAAGAACAACGAAAAUGUGGUUAAACCCACAGGUAAAGUAACAACAUCAGUACCAACAACAAAAUCAUCCAAUGAACCAUGGGACGAGUGGCGUCUUCCACAGACUCUCAGUCCAGAAACCUACAAUGUCACUCUUUGGCCACGGCUCCAGCCAGAUUCAACCGGACUCUACAUCUUCACAGGGAUGUCCAGUGUGGUCUUCAGAUGUGUGGAAGAGACAAACCUCAUCCUUUUUCACUCUAACAAGCUGAACAUGACACUGCAACCCACCUUGAUGGCUCUCAGAAACAAGCCAGCUCCUACCAUUGAAUCAGUUGUGAUGCACACUAAAACACAGUAUAUGGCGAUUCAUCUAAAAGAUGAGUUAACUGCUGGGGAAAGCUACGAGCUCUACACUGAAUUUGUAGGCGAGCUUGCAGAUGACUUGGGAGGCUUCUACCGAAGUGAAUACUAUGAGAACGGAGUAAAGAAAGUGGUUGCCACAACCCAGAUGCAGCCAACAGAUGCCAGGAAGGCUUUCCCUUGCUUUGAUGAACCUGCAAUGAAAGCAGUAUUCCACAUCACUCUUCUCCAUGAUCCAGCAACCAUAGCCCUCUCCAAUGGUGUUGUGAUAAACGAGGUUAACAUCACAGUGGAUGGCAUUCUCGUCACCAGGACAACAUUUGCGCCAACAAAAGUAAUGUCAACAUAUUUGCUGGCAUUUAUUGUCAGUGACUUCAGCUUCAUUGAACAAAACAUUGAAGGUCUGCAGAUUAGAAUUUUUGCCCGUCAAGAGGCAAUAGAUGCAGGACAAGGGCAGUAUGCACUCAAUGUGACUGGACCAAUUCUCAAAUUCUUUGAGAAGUAUUACAAUGUCUCCUACCCACUGCCCAAAUCAGAUCAAAUCGCUCUGCCAGACUUCGGCUUUGGUGCGAUGGAAAACUGGGGCUUAAUCACAUACAGAGAGACAGCCCUGCUGUAUGACAAAGAAAUAUCCUCAACUGGAAACAAAGAGAGAAUUGUUACUGUUAUUGCCCACGAACUUGCCCACCAGUGGUUUGGAAACCUUGUGACUCUGAGGUGGUGGAAUGAUCUGUGGCUCAAUGAAGGUUUUGCAUCUUAUGUAGAAUAUCUUGGGGCAGAUGAAGCUGAGCCUGACUGGAACAUUAAAGAUAUGAUCAUUCAUAAUGAUGUGCACAGAGUUUUCUCCAUAGAUGCACUGGCCUCGUCUCACCCCUUGUCGUCGAAAGAAGAGGAGAUCCAAAGACCAGAGCAAAUUAGUGAAGUGUUUGAUACGAUAUCCUACAGCAAGGGGGCAUCGGUACUUAGGAUGUUAUCUGAUUUUCUGUCUGAGACAGUUUUUACUCAAGGCCUCCAGACUUAUCUGGAUGAUUUCAAAUUCAGCAACACAGUGUACACAGACCUUUGGAAUCAUCUUCAAAAGGCUGUGGACAGCAGGGGUACCACUCUUCCCAGAACUGUGCAAGAGAUUAUGGACCGCUGGGUUCUUCAAAUGGGCUUCCCUGUGGUCACUAUUAACACUGCAACUGGCCAGAUCACACAGGAGCACUUCCUCCUGGACCCUGAAACUAAACCAGACAGGCCAUCGGAAUUUAAUUAUGAGUGGUUUGUACCAAUUUCAUGGACAAAGAAAGAAGCAGCACAAGCUCUAUAUUGGCUGCUACAGAAAAAUGAUCAAUCAGAUCACAUGAAAAUCAGUGGUGAUGAGUGGGUUCUGGCCAACAUCAAUGUGACAGGAUACUACAGGGUUAACUAUGAUGAAGAAAACUGGGAACGCCUACUUAAUGUACUCCAGAUAUCAAGACAGAGCAUUCCAGUUAUUAACCGGGCACAGAUAAUUGACGAUACUUUUAACCUGGCCAAAGCAGGAAUUAUUGAAACGACACUGGCUCUGAGAACCACGCUGUUCCUAGCCUCUGAAACGGAGUACAUGCCGUGGGAGUCUGCUCUCGAUAACCUGGACUACUUUUACCUCAUGUUUGAUCGCACAGAGGUGUACGGCCCCAUGCAGACAUACGUUGGUAAACAGGUGAAAGGUUUGUUUGAUCACUUCACAACUCUUACAAAUUGGGAGGAUGUGCCUCCGGGACAUACUGACCAAUAUAAUCAAGUAAAUGCACUCAGAGUUGCCUGCAGCACAGGUCUUGAAGCUUGUACGACUCUCGUCAAAACAUGGUUUCAACAGUGGAUGAACAAUCCUGAUGUCAACCUUAUUAAAGCCAACUUGAGGUCUACAGUGUACUGCAGUGCCAUUGCUGCAGGUGGUGAGAAGGAGUGGAACUUUGCUUGGGAGCAGUUUGAAAAAGCCUCUGUUGCUUCAGAGAAAUAUAAACUGAGAGCUGCAAUGGCAUGUGCCACCGAGCCCUGGUUACUGAACAGGUAUCUCAAAUACGCCUUGAAUCCAGAAAAAAUUCGGAAACAAGAUGCCACCUCUACCAUCAUCAGCAUUGCAAGAAAUGUGGUCGGCCAACCACUGGCCUGGGAUUUCGUCAGAGCCAACUGGGAGUACAUUUUCAAUCAGUAUGGAGGUGGAUCUGUUUCUUUUUCCUCUCUGAUCAAUGGUGUCACACAGAGAUUCUCAACUGAAUUUGAAAUGAAACAGCUGAUACAGUUCAGGGAUGACAACGCUCACAUAGGUUUUGGUUCAGGAACCCUAGCCAUUCAACAAUCCAUCGAGAGGACUACUGCCAACAUCAAAUGGGUCAAAAAGAACCAACAAGCAAUCUUAGACUGGUUUAAAAAUGCAUUGUAACUCUGAAAGAUGCACAUACUGUAGUUUGUUCUGAGGAGGAGAGGAACACUUGGAUACUGUUUUUCUUGGCCUAUAUAAGCAUUAAAGGGCAUGCUUUAGUAUGGAUAAUGUUCUAAAUCACAGUACAUUCCAGAGCUCCUUUCUUCCUUCCUUUCGUCUUAUAUUAUGAUGUAUAGUAUACAAAUAUCUUACUUUAAUGUGAGCCUUAUGUUAUAGCUGUCUGCUUUACCUUUACACUUUUUUGUAAAAAUAAAUUGUAUAAUCAUAAAAUAACUAGAGUAGUUAUGAAGUAGAAUGAAACAGAACUGAAUUAGCAAAUAGAACAUAACCCUUUGAUAGGAAUGAAUUUGACAUGUUGUCUAACAAAUAUAAAAAGUCAGUAAUUUUAACUAAUUUGCGUUUUUUUCUUUUACUAUGAACUAUCAUUAUUUUAAUAUUGUGUGAAUAUGUAUCUUACAUGUUGUCAUUUGAACAUCCAGUCAGUAAAUAGCCUUGUCUCACAAAACAGUUUACCAAUUUCAUAAUCUGACUUUAAUAAGAGACUUUUACAAAUUAAAUAAAAAUAAAAUAAUAACUCAUAGUUCAGUGAGGAAGUCAGUUGACAGCAACAGAUUCAAUCACUUAAAGAGUUGACAAGUGAGACAAACCUCUAUCUGUAAAAUUAAUUCAAGGCUGUUUUGUUUGAAUCUUUCGUUAAAAAGAACCAGAUCAUAAGAGUCAUAAUGUAAUGAUGUCUAAUACCUAAUACCUCACAAAUUUUUCCAGAUGGUUGCCAAUAGGAGAUACUGAGGCGCCAUAAGAAUCCAUGUGCGGACGUUUAAUAAAGGCUUUUACAAGAAACAGAUAUGGGAAGGCAAGCAGUGUAUCAAAACCAGAAGAGAAGUCCAAUACACAAGGGGUAUCCCAAAAUGCAAGAGUGAUCCAUAUCAGGCAAACAAGGCAGAGGAUAAGUCAGAGAAUCAGGCAGGAUCCUACACAGAGUAUCAGGCAGAAACCCUGUUUAUUGGGUAGAAUUUCAAAAUAUUGCAACAUUCAAAACAAAUACAAACAGUUACAUUCAUUGAAAAAUGUAAUUACAUUAGAUAAUUUCGCCAUGCCUGUUUUUCUGAGCUUUUUCCCACAAUUCUCCAGCAUCACUAAAGACUAAUAACUGUAUAAACAUGUCAGGGAAGACGCAUGCCAUAACAUAUUAUCUUAGUGCACCCUCAAAUGAUCAGGUUAUCAUAUUUUUUCACUGGCUAAAGUUAAUGGAUAAGCCAUUAUACCCUUUGGAUUG
Messenger RNA from Puntigrus tetrazona (Sumatra barb), 4147 nucleotides. Its product is annotated as aminopeptidase N-like. Gene Ontology annotation, biological process: proteolysis; peptide catabolic process. Lineage: Eukaryota; Metazoa; Chordata; Actinopteri; Cypriniformes; Cyprinidae. Gene Ontology annotation, molecular function: zinc ion binding; metalloaminopeptidase activity; peptide binding. The record is from RefSeq and is a predicted model, not a curated record. The transcript is spliced from 20 exons. Gene Ontology annotation, cellular component: cytoplasm. The coding region runs from base 7 to 2871 and encodes 954 amino acids.